UUGUGAGUCAAGUGUUUCGCAGCGAGAGGCGGAGCCAACAACACAGAGUCUCCGCUGCCACUUCACCACAGGCAGGACACACGAUUCCUCUGUAGAAAGAUGUUUAGGGCGAAUUACGAGGACGGAUAGAGUUUAAAAAGCCUCAGAAGGUGACAGGGGUUAAUGUAAUACUGGGAUGUGAAGUCUCGAUUAAAUUAGCAGCUACCUGCUACGAUGUGAGACUCAUAAAAAGACAGUUGCUGGUGACUCAUGGCGAUAAUGUCCCAAACAUGGUCCAUCCUCACUGCCAUUACACUGCUGGCGGUGCAGCUUUGCAUAGGUGAGAAAUCCUGUUUCAUCUGGUCCAGCGCUGGACCUGUGGUGCAGCGAGACACCAGUUUUACAGUGUACUGCACCUUUAACUUCAAGUGCAAGAAAUCCAUGCGCAGCGGCCAACCACCCACACUACAGAGGCACAUAGAUUUGAACUCUACAACGAUAUAUUUCAAUGUGGUGAACAUAACAACGGACAGAACAUACAGCUGUGAGUGUGACACUUCUAAGGAGCCGACUAAACCAGACUCCUGUGGGAUGGACAUCUCAGCUGGAUACCAACCAGAUCGCCCUAAAAACAUUUUGUGCAUUUACGAGGUCAAAAGCAAUGAAAGUGGAGUUGUGUUCUGCAGCUGGAACAGAGGACGGGAUACUUAUCUUGGAAACAGUUCAGUGCUGUGGGUGAGAACUUCAUCAGGAAAUCACACAGGUGGACCGCACAGUUUCUCCAGGAAAGGAACUGAUUUAGCAUCAGUCAGUUUCAGUGUGCCCAGUUCUGUCCAGCUCAUCUCUGUGUGGGUCGAAACCCAAAAUAAGCUGGGCCGUGCAGUGUCCUCCAUCAUCAACUACACUCUCAGUGACAUUGCCAUGCCAUCAGCUCCUGUUCUUGGCAAACCCAAGUGCUCUUCCCGGGAGUGCAUCAUCGAGGUGGAGCAGUCUGUGAGGACUCAGCACCUGGAGAUCGAAUACAAAGCAGCAGGACAGGCAUGGACGUCUUACCAAGACCAAAGCGUGCAGAUGAGUGCAGUUCAGAACCGGUCCAUCUCCUCUCUGAAGCCCUACAGGUUGUACUGUUUCAGAGCCCGGUCUAAAUUUAGCACCGGCCUGUGGAGCCCGUGGAGCGCAAACAUUUCCAGCUGGACUCAAGAGGAGGCUCCUGCAAAAGAGUUGGAUGUGUGGUUCGCUGCAUCAGACUUAAAAUCCCAGAGAGUUUACUGGAAGGAGGAGAACGUUUCCAUCUCUAGAGGGAAGAUCACAGAGUACAAAGUCAGAGUUUACAGCCCAGAUUCUGGACUGAAUUCAAUCACUAACUUCACUAGCGAUGCCAGGAAUUAUUCACUCUCAAACUGUGCUAACUGUGAAGUGACAGUGUGGGCUCGCAACUCGAAAGGGCUCUCCCCCCCUGCUACAAUUACAGCACGUCACACAAAAGCCCAGGCCUCUCAGGAUGCUCAAGUAACUGUGGCAGGCGGCCACAAUGUCACCAUCUCCUGGAGAAAGGCUGAAACUACACCACCACCCACUGCAUAUGUGGUGGAGUGGUACCCAGAGGGGCACAAGCUAGAGGAACUCAGAUGGGUCCGACUGGAGGGGAAUGACCACAAUGUAGUCAUUACAGAUAUUAAGCCAUAUGAGUGCUACGAAGGAGCAGUAUAUGCUUUCUAUAAUGAAAAGCCAGUGAGCAGGACCAUGUUUGCAGGUGUCACCACUGUGAUGUCAGCCCCGACCGCUGCUCCAUCGUUCGAGGAGAAGGUUGAGGGACACACAGUGAGAGUGACGUGGUCGGAGCUUCCCAGGAGCCAGCGGGGCGGUUGUAUCACCAACUACACCAUCUAUUUAGAGAAUGACAGUGGAAACCAGGAGCCUUACUCUGUACCAGCAUCAGAGAGGAUGUAUGUGAUCAAAGACCUGCCUCCAGGUGUCUACAGCCUGUGGAUGACUGCCUCCACUGCCAAAGGAGAGGGCCCUGCGGAUCAGAAACUCAAGAUCUUCAUCCAGGAGGAAACUCCACUAUUCCUCUUACUAGUGUUUGUCUUCAUCCUCCUGAUUGCACUGGUUGUGCUGUGUCUGUGCCAGAGUUCAUCAGUGAAGCAGAAGUUCUGUGUGUUUUUCAAGUGCCUCAUGCUCGAUGACGUGCCAGAUCCUCGAAACAGCAAAUGGGCAAAAGAGUGUACCCAGGAGAAGGGGAAGAUGAACCUCCAGCUGCAGCUGAGCAACACCAGCAUAACCGAGGAGGAAGAAGAGCCCAUCCUGGUGGAUGUCGAGGAGCUGCCCAAGCAGAACAGCGACGUCUCUAAACCUACAAACGUUUCCUCACAACUCCUCCCUCAGAUCAGCCUGAGCCCCGAGACCAAAGCCGACACACCGCUGUACCCUCUGACCACGUACAUUAAGAGCUUCUCCCACGACUCGGACAGCUCCGACCACACACAGACGUCUCUGGACACAAACACAACUGUCGACUACAUCUCAUCACACGGGAUGGGAAGUAUGGAGGAGGAGGAGGAUCAGGAAGAGGAGGAGCAGUUUGCUGAAAUGCUGGGUUUCUUCCCCACUCACAACGUUUUCACAGAGCCGUUGAGCUUUGGAGGAAAGUUGACUCUGGAUGCGGUCAAAAUUGACUGUAGUGGCUUCUUUCAGAACAGUUAGUGUUUCAAUGCCUGAAACCAGAACACACUGGUGAGAUGAGGCUGGCAUGAGGACAAUUUUUAGAGGAAGAACACUGCGAAAUGAAGGAGGCUGGACACAUUGACAGGAGGCAGUGACUGGAUUCUUCUUUAUUUUCUGUUUCAGUGCCUUUGUUUUUUUUUCUUUUUUCUUUUGGAUCACGCACCCUAGCUGUGCAUGAACUACCUCUUUGCUUAGUGAAAUCAGAACUUUAACAUAAACAGGUGUCUGAGUUGUUACAGUAAUUUUUGACUGAAAAUGUACUUUUUUUUCAUUUCAUGCAUUACUAUUGUUUUCUCUUUAAUAGACGCAAUAGACACACUAAUACCUCAGCCAAAAUGAACACAGCACGAGCUGCAAGAGUAAAUCAGAUGGCAACAUUUCUGCCUAUCUGGAUUGAGGUAUUUUAAAAAGGCCUCAUCCUGAAGCUGACAGCACUGAUGCAGCUUUUUCACAGCAGACAUUUUGACUUGUCAUGAUAGGAAAAGCAUAAGUAUUACUAACUAAUAUUGGCACUGGCUCUGUCCUAUUCAGGUGUCUCAGUAAGCCAUGGCAGUGAACAGCACAACUGAGGCAGCUAAAUGGAAAUCAGCAAUCAUUAAUUUUAUUAUUUACGCUUGUUCUUUUCCUGCUGUGACUUGUCAAAACGUCUUCAGUGAAGCAUUGAUGGCCAUCCUGUAUAUUGGCCAUGCUUUCAAAUAUACCCACGCUACCUCAGUCUUAGCUCAUCUGAAUGAUAAGUUGAAUUGUGUGUCAGGUUUGUCAGUGGUGCAGGUAAUACAGUGCUGCAUGAUGUUUACCAUGCUCACCCUCAUACUUAAAUGUUAACAUACUAACAUUUACUAACUUAUUUCCACUAGAAAGAAAGCACAGCUGAGGCUGAUGGGAAUAUCAUUCGAUUUGCUGGUACUUGGUUGUAAACUUACGUUUGGACAAGUUGACAUUUUGAUCUCAUGAUGGUGUCAGAUGAGAGAGGAUCACCAGUUAUUCCGAUUCAUGUUGAGCAGGAAGUGAAUAUGUGCGCCAGAUGUCAUGGCAAUCCAUUUAAGAGAUAUUUCACUAAAAGCCCAGAAUCUCAACCUCAUGGUUGUGCUGGAUGAAAAGUCAGCGGGAUCACCAAAGUCUUUCAGAUUCAUCCUCAAGGAACCAUGAAUAUCCACACAGAAUUUCAGUUGAGCUGUUAAAGUCUGUCCAAACAGUUGGACUGACCAAUCAACAUUGCCGUCCCAGAGUCAUGUUGUCUAGCGUGGCUAAAAACUUACGAGGCUUAAAAAUUGGACGUGUUAAUCGUUUUUCUUCAUAUUCACAUCAACAGACUGAAAACUGGUAUAUCAUUUAUUAUGUUGUGGACUGUUUGAUCAGCAACUUCUUAAUAGAUUUGCAACCAGUCACUGUAUCACGUUGGCAAUCAGAUUGAACUCAUACAGAAACUUUUGAUUUGUUCCGUCAAUUGUGCAGUCUUAUUGAGAGUCUGUCACUUUUAAUAUCAGUGAAAAUAAAUGAUUUAAUCCUU
Messenger RNA from Lates calcarifer (barramundi perch), 4213 nucleotides. RefSeq names its product interleukin 12 receptor, beta 2a (gene il12rb2). Lineage: Eukaryota; Metazoa; Chordata; Actinopteri; Centropomidae. Gene Ontology annotation, molecular function: protein binding. The record is from RefSeq and is a predicted model, not a curated record.